AAUUUAAUUAAUUAUAUUAAAGAAGAGUAAUAAACCUUUGCCGUCAAAAAGCUUUCGUAAUUUCUCUUUUUGUCACUUUAUUCACAGACCCGAUCCCACCGCCUUCUUUGAUAACAAUCAUUUUUCAUUUAUACCCAUCUUUUCGAAUCUUGAUUUGAGUAUGUUUUUUUGGAUCAUUUUGUAAUCAUGAAAACAAGUGGCGAACAUCUAUACAUAUGUAAAUUGAUUUAGCUGGUUUAUAGAAUUUCAAAGAAACCAAGAGUAUCCCUAAAUUGAAUAAAGCCAUCUCAAACAUACUUUCUGAUUUGAUAUUUGAAGAAAAUUGUUGAGGAUCAGAAGCCGUGUAAAGAUAGAGAAAGAUGGGAUCUUUUAUGGGACAUGUUGUUCCAGGGACCCUGUUUCUUGUGGUUGGGGUAUGGCAUAUAUGGUGUACCGUGGUACGUUAUGCAACAGACCCGACCUCGUUUCGUGUUAAAGUUUGGAACCCGGUUCCAGGUUUUAAUGGGAAAUUGAAGUAUUUGGAGCUGUAUGUUAUAGCAGUUGGAGCUUUUAUUGAUAUGUGUAUAGAGCUUUUGUAUUCGACACACCUUAAGUUCUUUGUUAAUGGCGUCUUGAACCCACAUCAUAUGAAUGAUUUUGAACAUGGUGGAAUGCUUCUGAUGUUCUUCGUGUUUAGUAUCGUUGCUUUGCUCUCUGAAAAGACCAGCUUCCUUCCCUUACCCGAAGGUGCCCUGUGCUUAAUAUCAGCAGCAGCAUUCUGUGCAGAGUACCUCUUAUUCUAUUUCCAUUCAACAACACACCAAGGACUAGAGGGCCAUUACCAUCUUCUCCUUGUUUUACUGGUAGCUCUUUGCAUAUUAUCCAUAGUGGCUGGGGCCAUAAUGCCCACAAGCUUCCCAGCUGAUCUGUGCAGUGGUGUUGCCAUUACCCUUCAAGGUCUAUGGUUCUAUCAAACCGCCUUCACCCUCUACGGGCCCUCGAUGCCAGCUGGUUGUAAGCUUGAAGAAAAUGAAGUCACGUGUUCUUCUCAUGAACAUGAGGUUCAUGGACAGUUGCUCGCUAAUGUACAGAUGUUUGGGCUUGUUUUCAUGGUUCUAUUUGGCAUUGUUGGGGCCUAUAUUUUUGCAGAUCAUCGGUCCCGGAAGGACAAGUAUGGAGUGCUUCAGAUGAAACCUCUUGACGGGUUUCAUGUGCAGUUAUAAAAAAAAAAAAAUUUCCCACAAAGUUUUGACUUUUUUGAAGUAGAAGAGUAUCUGCAUAAGAUGAGAUGUAUAUUUGAAUUUUUCAAUUUUUUUAAUUUUCUGUAAUUUUUUUUUCCUAUGUAAUUUUAAAUCGAUUUAAUCAAUUAGUACUGCAUUUGGAACUAGAACUGAAUAAAGUCACGGAUAUCAUUUUGGA
Molecule: messenger RNA, 1398 nt
Organism: Erigeron canadensis
Lineage: Eukaryota; Viridiplantae; Streptophyta; Magnoliopsida; Asterales; Asteraceae
Product: transmembrane protein 45B-like
Exons: 3
Coding region: 360-1202 (280 amino acids)
Source: RefSeq, a predicted model, not a curated record